AGCCGCCAGUCUGCCAGUCGGCGCAGCGCACUCCAGCCAUGGGGAAGCCGCUUCCUUCCGGGCGCCGCGCAGCCUUCCUGCUGGACUCCCAGUCGACGCCGCUCGCCAUGUCGCCGCUGGGCGGCCGCUCCCCCGGUGUGACGCUGACGUGGCGCGACGUCUCAGUGUACGCCGUCUCGCGGGGUGGCUUCUGGAGGCGCAGCCUGCAACACCGGCGCAUCGUGAACGGCGUGACUGGAGUGGUUCGACCCGGAACCCUCGUGGCGAUGCUGGGAGGCAGCGGCGCCGGCAAGACGACGCUCAUGGCGGCGCUGGCUCACCGAUCACCAGCGGGCACGCUGGUGGACGGCGACAUCCGCGUGAACGGCCAGCCGGUGGGUUCCGGCAUGCGGCGACUCAGUGGCUACAUGCACCAGCACGAGCUCUUCGUCGGCAGCCUCACCGUACGCGAGCACCUCACGCUCAUGGCGCGGCUGAAGAUGGACCGCCGGACGCGCAGCAGCACCCGCGACCGGCAGCUGCAGCAGCUGCUGCAGCAGCUGGGGCUGGAGGACCGUGCCGACGCGCGCAUCGACGGCGCCCUGUCCGGCGGCGAGCGGAAGAGGCUUGCCUUCGCGGCAGAGCUGAUGACCGACCCGCUGCUGCUGUUCUGCGACGAGCCGACCACCGGCCUGGACUCGUUCUCGGCGCAGAAGCUGGUGCACAUGCUGCGCCAGCUGGCCGACCAGGGCCGCACCGUGCUGUGCACCAUCCACCAGCCGUCCAGCGAGGUGCUCGACCUCUUCCACGAGGUCAUCCUGCUCGCCGACGGGCGCGUCGCCUUCGCGGGCGACCUCUCUGCCGCGCUGUCCUUCUUCAGCAGCCAGGGACUGGAGUGCCCGCCGCGCUACAACCCGGCCGACUUCCUGGUGUGCGCCGUGUCGGACGACGCCGCUCGCCGCCUGUGCGACCAGUUCGCCGCCAGCGACGCCGCCGCCCAGCUGCUGGCCGACGUCCGCCUGGAGGAGCUGCCGCCCGGCCUCGCCCGCUCCAUGCCCUGCCUGCUGGUUGAAGACACGGAGAUACUUGGAGAGACGUCGGAAAAGUUCAAGGCGCCCUUCUUCACGACGUCGCUGCUGUGGCUGACGUGGCGUUACUUCCUUCACGCCAUCAGGGACCCCACCGUGCAGAACCUGCGCAUCCUGCAGAAGAUCGCGAUCGCGGCCAUGGCGGGCCUGUGCUACCUGGGCACGGAGGCGCGCACGCAGGUGGGCGUGCAGUCGGUCCAGGGCGCGCUCUUCAUCGUGGUGGCCGAGAACACCUUCUCGCCCAUGUACGCCGCGCUGGCCGCCAUCCCGCAGGAGCUGCCGCUGCUCAGGAGGGAGUACCGCAGCGGCCUCUACUCGCCGCCCACCUACUACGUCGCCAGGCUGCUCGCCGCCCUGCCGGGCCUGCUGGUGGAGCCGGUGCUGUUCGUGCUGACCGCCUACUGGCUGGUGGGGCUGCGCGACUCGUGGCACGCCGUCGCCAUGACGCUGCUCGUCGUCACGCUGGCGCUCAACGUCUCCACCGCCUGCGGUUGCUUCUUCGGUUCAGCUUUCGACUCGGUGUCUACAGCGAUGGCGUAUCUGGUGCCCUUCGACUACGUGCUCAUGAUCAUGUCUGGGCUCUUCGUAAACCUCAGCACGCUGCCCGUGGCGGUCGAGUGGAUGCAGUACCUGUCCUGGCUCAUGUACGCCAACGAGGCGCUCUCCGUCGUCCAGUGGGAAGGCGUCACCAACAUCACUUGCGCUGGAGCGCCGGAGGGCGUGCCCUGCCUAAGCUCGGGCCGUGAGGUGCUGGACAAGUACAACUUCUCGGCGGACCGCCUCUCCAGCGACCUGGCGUGCAUGGCCGGGCUAUGGGGCGGCUUCCACCUGCUGGCCAUCGUCUGCCUCUGGGCGCGCGUCUGUUCCAACUGACCGCCGUGCUGAGGCACUGGCGGAAAAACGGACUGCCUACGACCGUCGGUGCUACACUGUUACAUUAUUGGUUCACACGCGCCGUUUCUGCUUCGCCUCUCGUGGUUGCCACAGUGCUCGCGGUUGGUGUCUGCCACGCAGAAGACAGCGUCUGGAAUCGCCGUCAUCGACUACAGACUGUGACGUAUGUGCCAAAUUCUACGACAGUGGCAUCUCAAGCUGUGGUCCGAGUACUCGUCCAACAAACAGCGAACGUUCCUUUACUGUUGCCAUGCUUGCAGACAAUGGUUGCUCUGAGCUUUAAUACCACAGGCACCCACCGAUAAAAGGAGUAUUAGUAUAAACACGCUUGUGAGGUACCACGUAAUAUUACAAAUUUUAUCUCUCUAUUAACUCCUUCUCAUACUUGUUUAAACAUGAACUAUUUUAGCAAUACGCAACAGAGACGGCUGCGGCGUAACGUAUUAAGCUAUACAACUCUGACAUAUCUGCUUCAUGCUGAUGAAAGGAAUGUUAGAUUUUUACAGAGAAAAGAGACUGUUAUUUAUUGCCACUAACAAGUAAGUUAUAUGGAGAUUUUCGUCUCACACAGCGCUAAAAAAAUUUGUAGGAAAUGAUUUGGAGAAAUUGUGAGCCUAAUGAUUCCUUACAUUUUCGUGUGUGUAUUUUUAUGACGCUAUUAUAAUAUAAAAUAAAAUAAACCUGGUCCUGGUAUCAGUUGAUACCACUUUCAAACCCACCGAAGUGCAAUAUACAAUUAGUUAAGCAUCUGUCUUGGCGAAGCAUUUCAUCGUUAAAAGAGACAUAAACUUCCAGGCGGUGACUCAUCUGACACGCUGUAAGAAAAGAAAACCAAUUUUUAGAUUCAUAUCUGCUAGAUAAUUUGUUGUCAAACAAUACAAAUUGCUCAGUGACUGUGACAUCGUUAUUCACCGGUUCAACUGCUCCCGAAAUUAAUUUUGUUGGCAUAUAUGUACUAGACAUGAACAGGGCGAGAAUAUAAGAUAACAAUUUGGAAGAUCUAACAAGUAAUAAGUUUCCUCAGAACAAGUGAAAUCUACAGCUUGCAAUUUGUGAAAAGUAGUAAAUGUUUUAACCAGCUUCAUCUACCAUGACAAUGUAUUCCAGAACUUCCAAAAUUUCACAGUCCAGUUGUAGCUUCUGCAUCACGAUAUAAAAUUGGCAUUAAAUUUUAAUUGAUUGAAAAUUCAUUUUCAACGAUACUUUUUGGAAUCAGCUUCAGAAUUAGUUCUUGUUUGCAUUUUAUGUAAAUACAUGUAUCGAACACAACAAAUUAGAAUUUUUAUAUAAGUUGUAAAUUGUGUAAAAGGCAUCAGUUACUUAAUUGCUGACUAUCAAGUAGUACACACUUUUUUCGUAAAUUUUAGUAUUUUGUACAUUGCAAUAAUCAUUUAAAGUAAUUAUAUGGGCGCCCCUGGUGUCGAUUAUUGUUAUUAACUAAAACCUGUCAAGAAAUGAAAUUCACGAUGUACCUUUACGACACUAACGCAGAGCUCAAAUCAUUUUAGUUAUAAUGAAUACAAACCACUAUCAUAAAUCAUCAUUGUACAGCAGAAAAGAGCGCCCUAUGGUCCUUCAAACCACAACGAGUCGUAGAACGACCAGGGUCAUUUGUGGGUAUAAAAACAUCAUCUUACGCUGCUCAUAGAGUUUGUUCUUUUGCUGUUGUUGUGACAGAUUGAAAAAAUCUUAAGAAACGUGAAGCUCCCUCCAUGUUGUAACAAGUUGCGUAAUGAUGUGAAUUAUUCCAAUUGUAUUACUAUAACAAAAGUGACACUACAUUUACGCCCACGAGGAGUCGUACCAGAGACGCGUACCUGUUAAUGUGCAGCACGGUCUUUGACACAGAUGACACCGUCGCCGCAUCAUAUGUAGGACUCCAUGAAACAACGCAGCAAUCCUGAGCCAUGACCGCGCAACUACGGGUGUGGUAAGUGCAGAAUCCGACCACCCUCCAGUGCUUUCCAGAAGCGUCUGCGUGAUCCUUCCUGCAUGUUGCGACACUGUUCAGUGUUCAUUUGUUGCAUACACAAACAGUUUGAAAUCAAGAAAGACGUAUUUUUGUGUUAAUUGGUUUUGAAGUGAAUGUGAAUUCUAGAAGCUGUGUCAGCG
Molecule: messenger RNA, 4073 nt
Organism: Schistocerca serialis cubense
Lineage: Eukaryota; Metazoa; Arthropoda; Insecta; Orthoptera; Acrididae
Product: protein scarlet-like
Exons: 15
Coding region: 39-1940 (633 amino acids)
Cellular component (GO): plasma membrane
Molecular function (GO): ATP binding; ABC-type transporter activity; ATP hydrolysis activity
Source: RefSeq, a predicted model, not a curated record